This is a messenger RNA of Opisthorchis viverrini, 3088 nucleotides long. RefSeq lists its product as hypothetical. Gene Ontology annotation, biological process: proteolysis. Gene Ontology annotation, molecular function: manganese ion binding; metalloaminopeptidase activity. The transcript is spliced from 16 exons. The record is from RefSeq and is a predicted model, not a curated record. NCBI's taxonomy places the organism in Eukaryota, Metazoa, Platyhelminthes, Trematoda, Opisthorchiida, Opisthorchiidae. The coding region runs from base 26 to 3088 and encodes 1020 amino acids. Gene Ontology annotation, cellular component: cytoplasm.
UAGCCCUUCUGCAUGAUUGUGUAUAAUGGAUGAUUGUAUCUUUGGAGACAGACCCCGAAAGCUUAUGCCUUCAAUCACUACUUACACGUCUGAUGAUUCGCUAGAAGAGGACGAACUUUCCGGUUCCCAGGAUUCUGACACUAAAUUGUCUACGCAGAAAGCGUCCCGGAAGCCCACUCAAUCGAACGAGGUGCCCCCUUCAGAUUCUUCUUCCAGUUCAUCUAAUUCGGACGACGAAGGAGCUUUUGGCUCGUUAGCAGAGAAAUUAGCCGCCCUUCCGGUUACUGAGCUGAUCGCAUCCCGAGAAUUUACGAGAGCUCGCAAACGGAUAUUUCGCAACCGCAAACAUCGGACCGAAUCUUGUACACAGAGUUUCGCAAUCUUCUUCGAUGAGAUAAAGGCCCAAGUGAAGGCGGCGCAUCCAGGGGCAAACUUUGGCGAAAUGGUCCGUCUGAUAGCGGCUCGAUGGGAUGAACUACCCAUUGAAAAGAAACAGGAAUACCAACAACGGGGCAUUGCAUCCGUCCAGCAAGGCGACACACAAUCCCUCCUGUCCUAUAAAACACGGCUCUUGAGUCUGAACCCAGGAAAACCAAGAAUUUGUAGUAAUCCGAGGUGCACCCAGCCGGUUGUGCAUGACCCACGUUGGAACGGGCAGUAUUGUUCCACAGCAUGUGUCAGUGAGCAUUGCCGUAUCGCGUUUAUGAACUGGUGCGCCAGACGUGUUGAACACAAGGUUUCUCCUUCCAAUGUCGACGCGUCAGCAGAAACUUUCAGUAGAAAAGUGGGCUCGACCGAGUUCGGCGAUAGUAACAAACUCCCGGCACCCGUUGAGGAACCGAUCGCAUCACCUCUCAAUCCAUGUGCUCUUACUCUAACCACAAAUCAGAGCAAGAUCAAGCCAGAAGCAACAUCUCCGAUUAGCAAGGCUGGCGAAGCCGCUACCGCUUUUACUGCGCACUCAAAACCAGAAGAGCCAGAGACGUCUACCGGAGUGGCACAACGCAAAUCUCUGUUCGAAUCUUUCAGGAGUCCGGAGUUCUCUCUCAUCACCACAAAGACUGUCGCUAGAUCUUCGACAAACUGCUACAAACUCUUUCAGCGCAUCCGAGAUACAGAGAUAUUCUAUUCAACGUUCGAGCAAAAACAAUUUGCAGUUGCUGUCAGCCCUUUACCCGUGACGAGUUGUGAGAAUCUGCGAGUUUCCCCAGAUGAGGUCGAGAAUCCCAUGGACGUCGUAAGCCGAAAUUCGGUUCGACGUUGUAUUGGCAUGAGUGUACAAGCCCUUCAGCGCCGUGGAACCCGUGAGAUUUUGGUAGACCCUUGUGGGGACGCGGAAGUUGCUGCGGAGGGUGCUUAUCUGGCAGCGUUCGUCUACGACGAACUGAAGUCUAUCGCCAGGCAGACUAUCAAACCCCACAUCACGUGCUACACAAACCACUUGGCCUCAUCAUCAUCCGGGGCAUCAGUCAAGGAAGACAUGCUGGCAGCAUGGGAACGAGGCAGAAUCCUGGCCAUGUCUCAAAACUUGGCGCGUAAGUGGAUGGAAAUGCCAGCCAACUAUCUCCCCCCCAGCGCUUUUGCCCAACAUGUCGCUUCCGUGUUCGACGGUAUGUCGCAAGUACGCACGAACAUCCGGAGUUCGGAAUGGUGUCGCGAACAUCGCAUGAAUGGGUUGCUAUCUGUAGGGGCUGGGUCUCGUCGUCACGUGGCUUUCGUGGAGAUUGUAUACGAGGGUAACCCUGCUCGAUGCAAGGACCAUGUGGCGCUAGUUGGCAAAGGAGUCACGUUUGAUUCUGGCGGCAUUUCAUUGAAACGCUCCACUGGAAUGGAGGAAAUGAGAGCUGAUAUGGGUGGUGCUGCUGUCGUGGCGUCCACCGUGUUUGGUCUGGCUUCUUUCGGUGCCCCGAUUAACGUGCGUGCCUAUCUCCCGCUGUGCGAGAACAUGCCAGGUGGUGGAGCAAUGCGACCUGGUGAUGUCAUUCGGAUGGCUAACGGUUUAACCGUUCAGGUGGACAAUACCGAUGCAGAAGGUCGACUCAUCCUCGCCGAUGCCCUACACAUUGCCUGUAAACAUCCGGACUUUGUUGGUGAAGAGCCGUCUUUGAUCAUAGAUGUCGCCACCCUGACAGGCGCGAUUAGCGCUGCUCUGGGAGACGAAUUUACCGGAGUCUUUUCGAACCACGCUGCUAGUCGUAAAGCCACAGCCACAAUCUGGCAGUCCACUAAAGCCCCAUCUUCUCCUCUGGCUACGGAGACUGAGGAGGAGGAUGUGGAGCCCAUCGAGGAUACCGAAGACGAGGAAGACGUGGAAGUCGGGUUGCAGAUCGAACAGCCACUCAUGAGGCUGUCUGCAGGUCGAGGACCGACCUUGUGGGAUUGUUUGCGUACAAGUGCAACCAUACGCGGGGACCGAGUGUGGAAUCUCCCUCUUCUCUCCACCAUACCUUUAUGCGAGCAAGCACACCUAGCAGACUUGAUGAAUGUCGCUGGCGUUUCGAACGCGAAGAAGGGUGGUUCAGGUACAGCGGCUGCCUUUCUCAAUUUUUUUGUCCCCAAGCACAUUCCCUGGAUGCAUUUGGACAUUGCUGGAGUGAUGAAACCCGACCUCCGACAAGGGUACAUGCGCAAAGGAAUGGCGGGACCACGGGAAAUUUGUUCUCUGUUAUGCAAGAAUACCCACGCGACGAAACGGAGGACCAAGUCCAAAACAGAUGAAAAAAUUCCUGAAAUAUCUUGUUUGUAUGUUGUCCUUCAUGAGCACUGGCUUACGGAAACACGAUUUCCAGUCGGACAGUUGUUUGUUCAGUCCGGCAACAGUUUGAGCACUUGUGUAGAGUUUCGACGAAGGCACUAUUCACUCUCAUUAAAUAGGUCACUGGAGAAAACCUUGGGACACGUAGGUUUGGUGCCUAUGUUUUCAAAUGUUCAACUGUACUUAAACGUCGCGAUGAGAGGUACCGCAGCAACCGAGGCGGGAACAAUCGGUCAACGUGAUUUCGUGUGUUUGAAAGCCAUGAUCCAAGAGAGAAAAAACUAUGUUCGCGUGAGAUGGUCACCGGACACCAUCUUUCAAUUAGCCAAGUGA